This is a messenger RNA of Eruca vesicaria subsp. sativa (arugula), 441 nucleotides long. The record is from the annotation of a GenBank genome assembly. NCBI's taxonomy places the organism in Eukaryota, Viridiplantae, Streptophyta, Magnoliopsida, Brassicales, Brassicaceae.
AUGGGUAAAGAGAAUCAGUUGGAGGCAGCAAACCGUGGAGUCAAUGAUCACAAUUGUCCACCAGUCAAGAACGAGGAGCUAGCUGUUGAGGCUCUUUACAGUACACACAGUGACUCUGGUUUGCCAACUUGUCGUGUAUGCCACUCUGCAGAAUCCGACAAACGAGGAGAUGCUGCCUUGGGGAUCACUCCUCCGGUUCUAGAAGCUCGUAAAAGCAAUGCAGACCAAACCAGUGGUGAUGUCAGCGAAGCUGAGGAGAAGAGUUGUUACAUUGAUAUUGAAAUGGGAAUCAAGCAGCAUCAAGAUGCAUUGAUUGAACUUGGAUUCUACUUGCUACUGGUUUACUCACUGUUACUUUGGUCUGGCUCAUUACUCCUCGUGUUGAUAAGAAAACUGCUAGGAGUGGAGUUCAUAUACUUCUUGGUGGUCUAUGUGCUUUAA